Molecule: messenger RNA, 4009 nt
Organism: Xylaria bambusicola
Lineage: Eukaryota; Fungi; Ascomycota; Sordariomycetes; Xylariales; Xylariaceae
Exons: 7
Coding region: 704-3748 (1014 amino acids)
Biological process (GO): lipid metabolic process
Molecular function (GO): protein binding; phosphoric diester hydrolase activity
Source: RefSeq, a predicted model, not a curated record
AUCCCUACUACGCUGCCACACGGUCAUUCCAGCCAACCAGCCAACCAGUCAACUAACCGACCGCAAGUCCCAUAGCACCGCGAGUACCGCUAGCUAUCUUGUGUAGCCUCGGAUCCGCUUUGGGUAAUACUGUAUAGCAUCCUGUGAUCCUCAGGGUGUGGUAUGACCCUCGUCGGAUGCUGCAUCCCUGUUUGCACUCAUCGUUUUAAAUACUACCUAUCUACACGAUCACUCUCUAAUGCCUCCGUACCUCAAGCUACCACUCUAUAGCCAGAACCGUCGUAACCAGCUGGCUCUUCGCAACCCCUCCUUGGGCAUCUUCCCUGCCGGCUUCUGUUAUUGAGCUGCUUCGUCCGGGCCUGCUUAUUCUCCAAAACGACGCUGUUCUUUUCAGCUAAGUUGUAGACUGAAUCGACUACAUUUCAGACGAACUCCGACACAAUAUCCUAAGCGAGUACAUUAGCGACGUUGCCGUCGAAAUUACUAUAUACUCUGACACUGUAGAUGGACAUCAGUGCGAGAUUCUCUAGAUUCACUAUCCCGAUCUUAUCUGGCGCCGCCCAUUACCUGCACUCUGGCUCAGUUGCGCUUUACAAAUAUCUGUCAUAUAACCCAACUGGCAUUGUUCGGUGUUUGGGGGGGAAUUUAAGGCUCCUAAGAAAGCAUAGAGCUGCAAUAAAGGUCGUACCCCUGGACCGACACCAUGAAGUUUGGCAAACAGAUCCAGAAGCGUCAGCUAGAGGUGCCUGAAUAUGCUGCUAGCUUCGUCAACUAUAAAGCACUCAAGAAGCUUAUCAAACGACUCUCCGCCACUCCAACUCUCAGCGCCCAAAAUGACCCUCAUCCUCCUCUCGGGACGCUAGACACACAGGUCGCCCUACAAGCGAAUAAAGCCAAAUUCUUCUUUCAGCUAGAGCGUGAAUUAGAGAAGGUCAAUGUAUUUUACCUCCAAAAGGAGGCAGAGCUUAAAAUUCGACUGAAGACACUGAUAGAUAAGAAGAAAGUCCUAAAAUCAAGACAAGGAGUCUCUAGACGGUCGGCGAAAUUCACUACCCUUGAGGAAGGCUUCCAGCAAUUUGCGAAUGAUCUGAACAAGCUCCAGCAGUUUGUUGAAAUCAAUGGCACAGCUUUCUCUAAGAUUCUCAAGAAGUGGGAUAAGACAUCCAAAUCCAAAACGAAAGAAUUGUACCUUUCUCGCGCUGUAGAAGUGCAACCUUUCUUUAACGCCACUGUUAUCAGCGAACUUUCCGACCAAGCCACAACAAGCCUGCAAGAGCUAGGCGCUUGGGCAGAUGGCGAUCAUGUCAAUUUCGAAGGGCGGACGGAGCAGCAUAUAGUGAGCAGCCAGCACCUAGUUGGAACCGACGAAAGCGAUGCCGACAGCCUAUUAUUGGAUACCGCUAUCUCCGGGAAUUUGGAUUCUUUACGGGACUUGUUGUCGAGGAUGCAGACUGCUUCAAACUCAGCACCUGCAAUGGACAUAUCUUUGAGGGAAAGGGUUACACGUACAUUUCUUGCCGCUGUUCAUGAAGCUCCACAAGCAUCGCUCGAAAUCUUGAUGGCAACCGGUCUGGUUGAUGUCCAAUCUGAAGACGACAUCAAUGAACGAAAUUGUGUCCACCAGGCGACAAUAUAUGGCAAUCAAUUUGUCUUGGAAAUUGGCCUCUCAGGAGGUGUUGAGGUCAACAGAACAGAUGUAUAUGGCAGGGUGCCUCUCCAUUAUGCAAGCAUGCACGGGCGUUUAGGCAUGCUCCAAGCCCUUCUCCAAGCAAAUCCCUCGACAAUCGACACGAUUGAUCACGAUAACUUCACUCCGCUGAUCCACGCUAUCAUUCACGGCCACAUGGAGUGCGUCCAGCUGCUAUUGAGUGCUUCGUCCCGUUUAGACCCCGUCUCAGAGACAGAUCACAUCCCUCUGAACUUAGCUUGCGAACAUGGCUCAAUAGAGAUUGUAGAGAUGCUGUUGCAACACGGCGCGCGUAUAUUAGCUGAUGCCGAGGGACUUUACCCCCAGCAUCUUGUGGCCCGGUCUGGACAAACCCCGCGACUGCUUCGUCUUCUAAAGCAGUAUGGGGCCGAUUUGGAUCAGAUCGACAAGCUCUAUGGAUGGACACCCUUAGUUCACGCUGCAAGCGAAGGCAAUGUCCCUUGUCUCCAGGAAUUACUGAGUGCCGGUGUAAAUCCGAAUAUCCUCGAUGAGAAGGAUCUGCCUGCAAUGUACUAUGCGGCCUGGGAGGGGCACUUGACAUGUAUGCAGCUUCUCACACCCUUUCAGAAGGGAAAAGCUGAGAGUCCUCUGGCAAUGCAAGCUUCAUUACUAGCACCUAUUGGUAGCAGUGGCGGACCUGUUCCGAUGUCACUAGAUGUCGACGCAAUCCCUGCCUUAGAACUGCCUCCUCCUAUUAUCCCACUGCGUCGAUACGGCCACAAUUUCUUAGAUACUAAAACAGUUGUGCAGAUCAGCUUCGAGGAUAACGGACAGCAGCCCCUCAACUUUUUUCACGAUAGUAAAUACCCUGCUGCCCGACUUACUAUUUCCUCUAAGCUGUCGGAUCUCAUACCAAAGAACAUCAUUCUACCCUUCCAGGAAGAUACCCGCCUUGUAUCCUUCCAGGUGGACAAUCUGGACACCUUCACACUCGAUUUUGAUGUGUUUCCAACUUAUGGAGCUAAAAUCAUCGCUAAAUCGGUUGCUCUUCCUGAUGCCUUUAGAUCAUCUUGGAUGAGCUCAGGUCGAUGCUGCCUGGCUCUGUUUGACCCACGACUUCGGGCUAUAGGGCAGAUUACCUUCAACACCCAAGUGAUCAAACCGUUUCGUGGAGCUCCGUUGGAGAUCACGGACUUCGAAACAUACUGGAAAGCUACAAGCCAACUCGAUCACAACCCCACUGUUUUUGUCACAGGAUCAAGCUUAUCUGGGGAGUUCGUCCAACUUCAUAUCCAGCACACCAGGGACGGCGUGCCUGUCGUCUGGCCAACGUGGAAGAUCCAUUGUGGUUUAGUCGAGAUACCAUUAACCCGUCUCACCUUCGAUGAAUUUACCGCUGUAACAGCAACGAGCCCUGCUCGAACACUUCUCUCGUCGGUAUCUUCCUAUGGUCAAGAAAACAUAAUUGAAGUUCACCAAAUUCUCUCGACGGCCGGGAUUUCUGUCGAAAAGGCUUUAUCCGUGCUUCCUUCUUCAAUGAACGUUAACCUCCAGAUUCUUUAUCCGUCAGAGGAUAAUGAGAAGAGAUUUGGUACUAAUCCAGCAAUGGAUACAAACAGCUUUAUAGACGCCGUUCUGACGAUCGUUUUCGACCACGCACGAGAACAACGAGCCAAAACAUUAUCAACCCCAAGCGCAGUGCGAUCUGUUGUCUUUAGCUCAUACAACCCCACUAUAUGCGCAACGCUCAAUUGGAAACAACCAAACUUUCCGGUGUUCCUCUGCAAUGAUCUCGGACGAGAAGAGACGAUGCUGGCACCAAACGUGAUCCAGAGCAGUGGCAGGAGAACAUUUUCGGUUAAGGAAGUUGUGAGGAUAGCACAGAACAACAACCUUAUGGGCCUCAUUUGUAGUGGUAGACUACUAGAUAUGGUACCGGCCCUGGUAGACGCCAUCAAGUCUCAUGGGCUUGCCCUCGUGGUCGAUCAAUCCACUCAACACCAGACGCAUCUAGAACCAUUCCCGCGAGUUCCUAAAGGUGUAGAUGGCGUUCUCAAGAGUAAUGGCAUCUUACGAUUUAACGAAUCCAUCGAUGUAUAGGCGAACUACCUUAGUCUGCCUGGAACUAAUUACAGCUACGGAGUACUCCUCGGUAAAACGGGUUGUUUGGAGAUAACUAUCCUUCUGCUUGCCAAGCCGAGUAUCUCGUUAUAACUUGCAAGGACAAAAUCUGAUAGGUAAGUAGGGAGUAUGGAAUGUGUCUAGCGGAUAGAUGGAACAUGAGAUACCCAGGAUUCAGGGACUAAGCAGUUGCCAUUUACAUGGAGAGGAUAGUGAAGAGCACUUGUCCUAGAUAACGAA